Messenger RNA from Colius striatus (speckled mousebird), 1018 nucleotides. It is a transcript of the gene SPCS1, whose product is annotated as signal peptidase complex subunit 1. NCBI's taxonomy places the organism in Eukaryota, Metazoa, Chordata, Aves, Coliiformes, Coliidae. Bases 474 to 812 code for a protein of 112 amino acids. Gene Ontology annotation, cellular component: signal peptidase complex; endoplasmic reticulum membrane. The record is from RefSeq and is a predicted model, not a curated record. Gene Ontology annotation, biological process: protein targeting to ER. The transcript is spliced from 2 exons.
CCGCCGCGCUCCCUCAGGACACCGCCUCGGCGGGGCCCCGCGCAGCUCCUUCACCGCAGCCCAGGCGCGGAUCCAGGAGCCCCGCGCCGGGGCCGGCGGGGCCGGGCCGGGCUCAGCUCUCCUCCACCGCCGCCACCCCCGUCCCGCUCACCGUGUGCCCGCGCCGCCGCCGCCCGCCACCCGGGCAGCGAGCCUGCGGCCGCCUCUGGGCGCAGGGGUCUGCCGCGACGCCUGAUGGCCGCAAGGCGCGAAAGCCGCGUCGCGCCCGGCCUGUUGCACUAGCGGGGCCGCGGCAGCAGCCGGCAGCUUCGUGAGGAGAGCUCUGACCUGCGGCGGCAAAGGCCGCCCACAGGCUGCCAAGUCAGCGCCGGCGCCAGUUAUGCGGCGGCCCCAGCGGCGCCUCGUACCUGCCGGCUGAAGGCCUCUCAGGCUGGCUGCCGCCGUUGCCGGGAGACGGCGUCCCGCCGCGGCCGAUGCCGGCGCAGCCCGGGCACCUAGGCUCCGGCAGGGGCGGCACCGGGGAGCCAAGAAGCGAGGCAGGCGACUAUCGCUUUAAACUGAGCGAUGCCGGGGCGAGAGGGCAGUGCUUCCUGCCGGCCUCGCCGCGCUGUUCCGGCGCCGAACCAGGGCGGUGGGAGGGCCGCAGCGCCCCGGUGCCCGCCCCCGCCUCGCUGAGUGACGUGGACGAGCGGCAGCCGCCGCAGGGCCUUCAGGACGACGAGACAGACGGUGACGGCUGCGACGAGCCACUGGACGAGGGCUGUGAGGCGCCGCCAUGCGCAACAUCUUCUGCUCCAUCCCCACGGAGAUGAUGAUGUGGUCAAGACUGGACGGCAGGUGUUACGUGUAUUAAGAGCUCUAAUUCCUUUACACUUGAAACCCAGACACUGUAAGGAAAAUAACUUCUGUCUAGGCUAAAAGCUGAAUGAAAAAGCUGAGAACCUGUGGUCAGGCUCACCUCUGAAAUCAGAGUUUAACUGGCAUGUUUGAGGUUAUCUGACAAAAAACCCCGUCUCUU